Abrus precatorius (Indian licorice) is the source of this 2529-nucleotide messenger RNA. RefSeq names its product peptidyl-prolyl cis-trans isomerase CYP71. The record is from RefSeq and is a predicted model, not a curated record. Gene Ontology annotation, molecular function: protein binding; peptidyl-prolyl cis-trans isomerase activity. Gene Ontology annotation, biological process: protein peptidyl-prolyl isomerization; protein folding. The transcript has 13 exons. Bases 211 to 2058 code for a protein of 615 amino acids. NCBI's taxonomy places the organism in Eukaryota, Viridiplantae, Streptophyta, Magnoliopsida, Fabales, Fabaceae.
AAAGAAGCGACGUACCGUUUUAGGGCUUAGCUUGGGUUCCCUUGGAUCUUCGUUCCACCUUCACACUCCCCUCCAGUGUUAGCUCUUCAGAAGAAGCUUCUGCUUCCCCCAUUUUCAUCUCAGCGGCAACGGUUUCACUUUCAUUCACCCGAGAAAGAUAUUUGCGUUUUUCUCUAAACUCUCUCUUUAUUCAAAAUCUGUUGGUUGAAAAUGGAGGAACAUGAAAAUGGCGCGAAUGGCACCGAGGACGAAGCGUUGAUAGGACCUGGUCCAGCCCCACGCGCUCGACGCAAGCGACCUCUUCAGUUCGAGCAGGCCUACCUCGAUGCCUUACCCUCUGCUAACAUGUACGAGAAGAGUUAUAUGCAUCGUGACGUGGUUACGCAUGUCGCUGUUUCAGCUGCUGAAUUUUUCAUUACUGGAAGUGCCGAUGGGCAUUUGAAGUUUUGGAAGAAAAGGCCUAUUGGUAUUGAGUUUGCCAAACACUUCAGAUCUCAUCUUGGUCCAAUUGAAGGUCUAGCUGUUAGUGUUGAUGGUCUGCUUUGCUGUACGAUAUCAAAUGACCGUUCUGUAAAAAUAUAUGACGUAGUCAACUUUGACAUGAUGGUCAUGAUACGCUUGCCAUAUGUCCCUGGCGCUGUUGAAUGGGUUUACAAACAAGGGGAUGUCAAAGCAAGGCUUGCCAUUAGUGAUAGGAGCUCAUCUUUUGUGCACAUAUAUGAUGCGCGAGCAGGUUCAAAUGAUCCUAUAAUCUCCAGAGAGAUACAUAUGGGUCCUAUUAAAGUUAUGAAGUACAAUCCCGAGUAUGAUUCUGUACUUUCGGCAGAUGCAAAGGGGGUCAUUGAAUACUGGAACCCUACUACACUUCAAUUCCCAGAGAAUGAGGUCAGUUUUAAACUGAAAAGUGAUACUAGCCUCUUUGAAAUUGUAAAAUGCAAGACUUCUGUAUCAGCUAUUGAGGUCAGUCCAGAUGGAAAUCAAUUUUCCAUUACAUCACCUGACCGUAGAAUACGUGUGUUUUGGUUCAGAACUGGUAAACUAAGACGAGUUUAUGAUGAAUCCCUGGAGGUUGCUCAAGAUCUUCAAAGAAGUGAUGCUCCGUUAUACCGGUUGGAAGCCAUUGAUUUUGGUCGAAGAAUGGCUGUUGAGAAGGAAAUCGAGAAGACAGAAAGUGCACCACUUCCAAAUGCUGUUUUUGACGAAAGUUCCAAUUUUCUUAUAUAUGCAACCUUGCUUGGGAUCAAAAUUGUUAAUUUACACACCAAUAAAGUUGCUCGAAUACUUGGAAAGGUGGAGAAUAAUGAUAGGUUCUUACGAAUAGCUUUAUAUCAAGGUGAUCGAAGUAGCAAAAAAGUAAGAAAGAUCCCUUCAGCAGCUGCAAAUGCUAAUGAGAGCAAGGAGCCUUUGACAGAUCCCACUCUCCUGUGUUGUGCCUUCAAAAAGCACCGGAUAUAUUUAUUCAGUCGAAGAGAGCCAGAGGAGCCUGAAGAUGCAACUAAGGGAAGAGAUGUGUUCAAUGAAAAGCCACCUGCUGAUGAACUUUUGGCAGUUUCAGAUAUUGGAAAGGCAGUUACAACAUCCCUUCCCGACAACGUGAUUCUACACACCACUAUGGGCGAUAUUCACAUGAAAUUGUACCCAGAGGAGUGUCCAAAAACUGUGGAGAAUUUCACAACUCACUGCCGAAAUGGCUAUUAUGACAAUCUUAUUUUUCAUAGGGUCAUCAAAGGCUUCAUGGUACAAACAGGUGAUCCUUUAGGAGAUGGCACUGGUGGGCAGUCUAUUUGGGGGAGAGAAUUUGAGGAUGAAUUUCAUAAAAGUUUGAGGCAUGAUAGACCUUUCACAGUAUCAAUGGCAAAUGCUGGCCCAAAUACAAAUGGUUCUCAGUUCUUUAUCACCACAGUGGCUACUCCAUGGCUGGACAACAAGCACACUGUAUUUGGUAGAGUUGCGAAGGGAAUGGAUGUUGUACAGGCUAUAGAAAAAGUGAAGACAGACAAGACAGACAAACCAUAUCAAGAUGUUAAAAUUCUUAAUGUAACAGUACCAAAGUCUUGAAGGUCUUUGGUCUCUAUGACUGAGGUGAUAGGUGGCUGAAAAAGUUUUAACAGGAUAAUUUUAAAUUUAUUCCCUGAGAUCAUCAACCUGUAGCUUCAUAGGUUUCCUCUGAACCGAGGCAGUUAUUCUUCACGUACAAUACUAACUAGAGGUGGCCGUUGUUUUUCAUGGAUACUUUUCCUUCAGAGGUUCCCUCUUCCUUUAUGACUUAUGGCUAAAACUUACGGAAGCCGUCUUCUGUUUUGCUCUGCCAGUUUAAUGUGCUUUGCAUGCCUAAGGAAUGCAGUUAAGCAAUAUUACUGUUUGACGUAUAAUUUUCUGAUGCUGUACUUGAUGUAUGAUAUCCCUGCCUUAUUAGUACCAUUUUUAAAUGUGGUAUAAAUUGUUUUGCUGAAAAAUUGAUUUCAAAAACUUUAAUGAAUUGUGUCAUUGCGGGUUUUUCUUUUCUCUACUAUCUUUUCGAAUUACUUU